UUUUAAAAAAAGUUAUAUACAAACAACAUGGUGGAUCAGCUGUUUUCAUUUUUCUCUGACGGAAAUUUGUUUUCGUAAAACGGCGUACUGUUAUGGUUUCAUAGCCAUGUGUGAAUUAAAAUGGGCUCUAUCGCAUCGGUGCUGCAAUGGCAUUGUCAGACAUGCGGCCAAAUCAACCCCACAGAGAGUGUAAAGUGUUUAAAAUGUGGUACCAAGAGGGUGUCUUGUCAUGACAAAGAAGGUUCUAAAGGAUAUUGCAGAGGAGAUUCUUCGCCUGACUACACAAGUCGCACAGGAAAAAGCGACGGAACUACCCCUGGUUCAGAACCCAUCGUCAUACCAACAGAAAACAACUUCAAUAGCGGAUGGUCUUGCGUGGGCUCCGCGCCAGGGCCGAGCCGCGCGUGGCGCUGCGGCUGCGGUCUCCGCAACGUGUCAGCUGCGUGGCGCUGCGCGGCGUGUGAUGCGCUCGCGCCGCACGCGCCCGUCUACAGGCUGUCUGAUGAUGAGGAUCAAGCUUCAGGGAUGACGGACAAGGAUAAGUCUGCCCAAGACAACACUAUGAUAAGAUCCAACACCCUAGCAGUCCCAUCGUAUAAGCCUUCUUCGAGCUACUCAGACGGCCGCCGGCUUAACCUCGACCUUCAGUCUUUGAGGCUAUCACCCACCCAGCUGACAGAUCAUGCCCACGGUGUGACCAGGUCCCUAUCCCAUGGGUCCGUGAUUAACUCCCAGCAGAAGUGGUGGAAGGUUGACGAGGCCAGGGGAACUAUAAACAGACCUACAAGCUUGAUGGUCUCCGAAAGAUAUGGUUACAACACACAGUGCAACCCUCGGGAAUCGUUCCUUAGAAGCCUUCACACAGUGACCAGAAGACCCAAGAAAUGCAGCGAAAGCAAAUCGAAUUGGGAGUUGAAUUACGUGAAGGAAUACCAAAGGGAGCAGAGUAAGGCGCUUCAUUUAAAGAAAUGGGCGUGCUCUAAGUGUACCCUUGAAAAUUCUGGUAUCAGAACACAUUGCGAGGCGUGCUUAUCCCCACGAAUAUCACCCUUGGCCCGGAUUCCUAAUGCAAGAGGACUGAGCGUCACCACAUUGGGUAGACAUGAGACUUUAUCAGGGAGAGACGGUGCUACAUCACUGCCUACUUCAGGAGGGGUCAUGAUAACCGUUCCUGACUGGCCACAGACUGGAAGCACUACCCUAGGGUCUUUCAGGCGGUCGAUAAGCGCCCAGAACUCCCCUGAAAUUCGGCCUACAUACCGCCGGUCUUUCUCCGAGCAGACCAACGCGGAAAGACCAGUUGGGAAGGUCAUAUCCAGUAGACGGAGCCUUAACGACUACCAGAAAUCAUUGGCCAGCUACUGUGGCAGCUUGAAUCGUGAAGGGAAGGAUCUGGAGAAGAAAAUUGACGAAAAUAGCGUGGAGAUUGAUAAAGAAUGCAGUUGGGACACAAAUGCUGAGGGUGUGAUAUACGCUUUGCCGAACAAAGGGAAAUACAAAGACUUGAAUUUGCAGCUGCAAGUUAACAACAACGGGACUAGAUAUUCGUACGUAUCGGUUCAAGAUACGAAGAAUGUGAUGAGCAAUUCCCAGAAUGAGGCUUUAUAUUCGAAUGAUAUGGGAGACGGUGAUUACGCGAGAAUAGAUGAACUGUUGGGAGCGGAGAACUGUAUAUCCCCAGUGGCCGAGUCGGCUGGUGCGAGCAAUAUUAGGACGUCGCAUAUUGGUGCAGUGAAGGACACAAGUGCAAAAGUUCAGUACAUGUUGCCAUCAGUUGGUAAGGUGUCGCACAAUCAACGGGAGAUUAAAGGGCCAUCGCCGCAGCAGCAAUCUUCCCGCGAGAACCGCAUGUGGCAAUGCAACGAGUGCUGGUUCGCUUACAACGCGUGGUGGGCGCGCGCGUGUGACGUGUGCCGCAGCGGCCGCGUGCCGCACGCCGCCGUCACGCUGGCUGCGCGUGACGCACCCGCGCCGCAUGCCGCUUUGGCUGCGCGCGCGCCUGUUAACAGUUCCAGACCAACCAACACGCCUUCUGAAGCCAGUGGGAGUAAGGAACCUAACCGCAACGAGCCCAAGAAGCUAACGGUGCCCAUAGCCUCGUUGGACCACGAUUUGAACAGCGACGAGCUUCUGUUUGCAGUUGAUUCAAACCCUGCGCCGGCGCCGGUAGCGUCAACAGCUACUUGGUCGUGCGCGCGCUGCACGCUCGUCAACGAUGCUGAUGCGAGCGCUUGCGCAGCGUGCGCCGGUUCGAGACCUCAACCACAUAACUACUGGUCUUGCAGCUCUUGCACGCUACGGAACCCGCUGUCUGCGUCACUGUGCCUAGCGUGUAAGACGCCCCCUGUGCCCAAGCACGGGGUCCCGGGAUCUUCGGCUGAAGUCAACCACAGUGGCAUUGGACGCAGUCCGUCACCCAGAAGGAGUUCAAGACACACCCCGGCUUUGCCCAGGCGGGGAGCUCGGCACAAAACACCGCCGCCUGAACCCAAGCCUGAAACAAACGAAUGGGCUUGCACCGAAUGCACUUACAUGAACGCGAGUGGCGCCCUCUCGUGUGAGAUGUGCCAGUCUCCCAAGACUCGGCUUCUGCCCGCCGCGCCAGACCAGCCGCAGUUAGACGAGGACUCACCCGAGGGUUCAGACGGAGAGCGCCAGGAGAGCACCCCUAUGGAGAUACUACGGCUGAGGGAAGAGAGCCACGCGUGGACUCAGUGGCAGGAGGUGUUAGCGCAGUGCGCUGCGAGCGGAGAACCAUACGAAGACUCCUCGUUCCCGGCGUCGCCGCGCUCUCUAUACUACAACGGGAGCGCCGACGCAGGCGCCGCCACGCGUUGGCUGCGGCCCAACCAGAUACACACGGACGCCGACCACCGGACGCCCUGGGUCGUCUUCCGGGACCCUCGGCCUUCGGACAUAUCGCAGGGUGUCCUAGGCAACUGCUGGCUGCUCUCCGCUUUAGCAGUGCUAGCGGAACGCUCCUCUCUCGUCCGAGGGGUGGUAGUGAGGGGCGAACCGAGCGUAGGCGCGUACCAACUGAGGCUGUGCAAGGAUGGGAGGUGGCUGACGGUGACUGUGGAUGACUUGCUGCCCGCGAAUAAGAAGGGACACCUGGUAUAUUCGCAGGCGAAAAGAAAACAACUUUGGGUGCCUUUAAUAGAGAAAGCUGUUGCUAAGUUACACGGAUGCUAUGAAGCGCUGGUGUCCGGUAGAGCUAUUGAAGGUCUAUGCACGUUAACAGGCGCCCCCUGCGAAUCAGUUUCUCUCCAGGCGGGAGGGGCGGGCGGUGGCGCCGGUGGAGGAGCGCCUUUAGAACAGCUAGACCGAGACCUAGUGUGGGCACAGCUGCUGUCUUCGCGACAAGCGUGCUUCUUGAUGGGCGCUAGUUGUGGUGGAGGCAAUAUGAAGGUAGGUCACAGAUAG
Ostrinia furnacalis (Asian corn borer) is the source of this 3423-nucleotide messenger RNA. It is a transcript of the gene sol, whose product is annotated as small optic lobes. The record is from RefSeq and is a predicted model, not a curated record. The coding region runs from base 121 to 3423 and encodes 1100 amino acids. Gene Ontology annotation, biological process: proteolysis. Gene Ontology annotation, cellular component: cytoplasm. Gene Ontology annotation, molecular function: calcium-dependent cysteine-type endopeptidase activity. Lineage: Eukaryota; Metazoa; Arthropoda; Insecta; Lepidoptera; Crambidae. The transcript has 15 exons.